AUGGUGAGCGCAUUUAUACUGAUAAAGUCGACGUCAAUCCAAGAGCAGUCAUCCUCGGGAGCGGCGUCUCAACAGAAGGUCGAGUACGACAGUCGUGUGAACCAGAGUUCGGGCGCUUAUAAGACAUACUCGGUGUCAGACGUCUCGCACGGCAGCAAAGAGUCGACAUCGAGUUCGAGCUCUUCUCGAGGACUCAGUCGUCAGGCGUUUAAUAGUGAGAAUCAGUCAGUUUUGGCGCAGACAUCAAAUAGGAGUGAUUGGAGUGAUAGGAGUGCGCACAAAGACAAACAGCCAGUGCAGCCAUCAGUGUCUACUGUGUCAUCAGUACAGCAACACAUCAGUCAUCCAACACAAGAGUCACCACAAGUGUUACAAAACAAGCACAAGACUAGGCCUGAGACAGCGCAACAGUGGUCGGGCGCCCACACCCCCAACCAGACCAACCAUACCUCUAAUGCAGGGCCUGUCCAUCAAAACAGCACACAUUCAAGCGCUGGAAGUGUUCGCAACGACAGCAGUCUUAAGACUCAAGUAACCAACUCUAAGGAUAAGAUAAGCCGCGAAUCCAGUGGUACGAGUGGUACGAGUGCUGUCGCCUCCAAGAGUACGUCCAAAAUGCCUAAAGUUAAGGACAGCAAAGGCGGCGAUACUUUUGACUGUAAG
This is a messenger RNA of Oppiella nova, 663 nucleotides long. Lineage: Eukaryota; Metazoa; Arthropoda; Arachnida; Sarcoptiformes; Oppiidae. The record is from the annotation of a GenBank genome assembly.